Messenger RNA from Lottia gigantea (owl limpet), 885 nucleotides. RefSeq lists its product as hypothetical. Lineage: Eukaryota; Metazoa; Mollusca; Gastropoda; Lottiidae. Gene Ontology annotation, biological process: cellular response to misfolded protein. The record is from RefSeq and is a predicted model, not a curated record. Gene Ontology annotation, molecular function: ATP binding; ATP hydrolysis activity. Bases 1 to 885 code for a protein of 294 amino acids. The transcript is spliced from 5 exons.
AUGGACGAUCCCUCAAUUGCAAGGUUUGCUGACUAUUUAACCGAACAGUGGUUUGAAAGAGAAGACAUACAUAAUUAUUUGGAACCAUUUUCACACUGCUUACAAACAGUGUUACAAGAUAAACUGUAUGGCCAACAUUUAGUUCUGAGAGCAGUAGUCAAUCAUGUUAGAGCUCACUUUGAAAAUAAACAUCCACCAAAAGCUUUGACUCUGUCCUUUCAUGGUGGAAUUGGCACUGGUAAAAGUUAUACUGCUAAAAUUAUCGCCGACCAUUUAUUUAAAGGUGGAAUGACCAGCCCAUUUGUUCAUUUGAUAUCAGCUUCUAAAGAGUUUCGCAGGAAAGAUAUGAUUGACGUGUAUCGGGAUCAGAUCCACAAUUGGAUAGAGACUAAUAUAUCAGUAUGUAGUAGAUCAUUGUUUAUUUUUGAUGAAAUGGAUAAAAUGCCAGCUGGAUUAUUGGACACCAUUAAACCAUAUUUAGAUUUUUAUCAACAGAUAGGUGGUAUAGAUUAUAGAAAAGCUACGUUUCUGUUUCUAAGCAAUUCCGCAGGUAGACAAAUAACGGAUUUUACCUAUAAACAAUUGAAGAGUAAUGUUUCCAGAGAAUCCAUCAAACUGAAAGACAUGCAGAAUAUCAUUCUAAACCAAAUUGGUAACGAAGAUAUAUCUCGCUUUCAAAUUAUAAUACCAUUUUUACCAUUAGAAAAAAGACACGUAAAAAGAUGCAUUCAAGACGCGAUGGAGGCUCGAGAAUAUUUUAUUUCAGAAAGUAUCGUUCAAGAAGUGAUGGAUGAAAUUGUCUUUUAUCCACAAGAUGAAAAGAUUUUUACAGUUACCGGUUGCAAGAAGGUUUCGGAUAAAAUGGAAUACGUGAUGUUUAGUUAA